Messenger RNA from Plasmodium yoelii, 2958 nucleotides. RefSeq names its product zinc finger protein, putative. The transcript has a single exon. NCBI's taxonomy places the organism in Eukaryota, Apicomplexa, Aconoidasida, Haemosporida, Plasmodiidae. Gene Ontology annotation, cellular component: cytoplasm. Gene Ontology annotation, biological process: Ras protein signal transduction; protein ubiquitination. The coding region runs from base 1 to 2958 and encodes 985 amino acids. The record is from RefSeq and is a predicted model, not a curated record. Gene Ontology annotation, molecular function: zinc ion binding; ubiquitin protein ligase activity.
AUGUUUUAUUUAAUUGUGUAUAGUCAAGAUAGUUUUAAAAACGUUAAACAAUGCUUAAGCAUAUUUGAAAAUAUAUAUAUCUGUAAUGGAAAUAAAGUGGAAAAAAUAGAUUACAAAAAAAAUGAUAUUGAUACUGAAAAUAAUUUUUUAAUAAAAGAAAACGAAAGUAUACAAUGCAAAUAUAUACAAUAUUUAAAUAAAAAUAAAAUUGAAUAUUAUAUAUCAUCAUUUAUAGAAUUAAGAGUAAAUAUUACAGAAAAUUUCAACUUAUAUUUAAUAAAAGGAAAUAAUCAAAAAACAAUUACAGAUAAAAAACAAGACACAUCACAUUACUUAAAAAAUUACACAAAUUUUGAUCAUGUUCGAAUAAAAGAAAAAAAUGGAAAUAAUCCAAAAAAUGGAAAAAAUAUUAAAAAAGUUAAUUCUGAAAAACAAACUAUAGAAAACACAAAUCAUCAAAAUGAACUUAAUAUACCGUUACACCGAUCUCAUAUGUUAUUUAUUUUAUCUUUACCAUCUUAUUUUAUUUUUUACGAUUUUUUUUCUUUAAUAUUUGACUAUAUCGAUUAUAUAGAUAAAAUCAAAAUAUUUUAUGUUAAAACAAACUUUGACAUAUUUACAAAAAAAAAAAAAAAAAAAAAAGACACGUUUAAAGCUAUUUCCAACGAUAUCCAUAAUGAAAAGAAUAAAGAAAAUUACAUGUUAAAUUCGAAAUUAGAAUUCGAAUCAAAUAACCAAUCAGAUUAUACAUUAAAUAGUAUCACAAGCUCAAGUAUAGAGUUUUCUGAUUUUUUUUCAAUACCUCAAACUAAAAAUAUGUUUGUAAAAAAUAAUACAAAUAUAGAUUGCCAAAGUAAUUUCAUAAAUGAUGAUUGUACUAAUUAUGUACAAAAUGACGAUAAUGAUAAUAAUAAUAAAUUUAAAAAAAAGAAAAAAAAAGAAAAAAAUGUGAAAAAAAUACGACAAAAAAAUGAAGAACACACAAAAGAUAACAAUACAGAUAAUAUAUCAAAAGAAAAGAAAAUACAAUUUUAUAAAAAUUUAUACAAAAUUUUUAAAAAAAAAAUGAAAAAAAAAUAUAUAUAUAAAACAUAUUCUCUGUUAAUAAUAUUUAAAACACAAAUAUAUGCGGAUAUGUUUUAUAAAAAUUUCCAUUGUAAAAAUAUAGAUUUAUUAAUUAAAAAAAAUUUACCGAAAAGAAAUGUAAACAAUUAUCCAGUUCACAAAACUUGGAACAUAUAUUGUCUAUUUGUUAGUGUUGUUUAUUAUAUUAUAUAUCAAAAUUGCGAAAAAAAUUGCGAAAAAAAUUGUGAAAAAAAUUGUGAAAAAAAUUGUGAAAAAAAUGACGAGCCAAAUGACGACCCAAACGACCCAAAUAAAACUAAGCCAACACAAAUAAUAAAUUCUACAAACAUUUUCGACAUAAAUAAUUAUGAACAAUUUUUUAAAAAUGUUAUAAUUGAUGGAAAUAUAUGUAUAUCUACUUGUAUAUUUUGUAUGGAACGUUUAGGAAAUUUUAUAUAUUAUAUCUUAACACGAAAUAAAAAAUCGGAUAAAGAAUUAUAUAAUACUAAUAAACAUCACACACCCAAUAAUUAUAUUAACAUGUCAUGUAAUGCAUGUAUGUUCAUAAUUUUUUAUGAUAUUGUUUCAGAAUAUACAACUAACUAUUUUUCAUAUACUAUUGACGAGUGUUCAUAUAAUAUUGACGAUUGUUCAUAUAAUAUUGACGAUUGUUCAUAUAAUAUUGACGAGUGUUCAUAUAAUAUUGACGAUUGUUCAUAUAAUAUUGACGAGUGUUCAUAUAAUAUUGACGAUUGUUCAUAUAAUAUUGACGAGUGUUCAUAUAAUAUUGACGAUUUUUCAAAAAAAAAUCAGCGUUCUCAAAAAAAUGAAAAAAUAUGUUUAUACAAUCAUGGAAUUAAUAAAAUUGUCCAAUUAAACGAAUUAGUAAAAAUAUUAAAAUGUAAAAAUUGUAAUAAUGUUGAUGAUUUAUGGCUUUGCUUAAUUUGCUCAAAUAUUGGAUGUGGAAGAUAUCAAAAAAGCCAUGCAAAAAUACAUAGUUCAAAUUAUAAUCACAACUAUUGCAUAAAUUUAAAAACAAAAAAAAUAUGGAGUUAUCAAGAUGAUUUAUUUAUAGACAAUACAAUAGAUUCUCAAAUAACAAACAAUAAUGAAAAUAUAACACACCUUUCAAUUAAUGAUACAUUUAGGAAAUAUAACCAAAAUAACAAAAAUAACCAAAAUAAUCAAAAUAAUCAAAAUAACCGAUCUAGUUAUCAUACAAACAUAGUAAAAACAAUAAUUGGCGAAGACGAAAGCGAAAACGAAAACGAAAGUAAAAAUAAAAAUAAAAAUGAACAUACCAUUAUAUACAACGAAAAUGAAUAUAUAAAGGAUGAUAUAAAAAAUUUAAAGUAUGAUACAUUAUAUAAAUAUAAUAGUGAAAUAUAUGAUAAAAUUUUUGACAUAUUCACUAAUGAUACAUAUAUUGAUGAUAAUUUAAAAAAUGAAUUAUUAUAUAUUUUAUAUUCUAAACUUUCAUAUGAAUCAAAUAUUUAUAACAACAGUUUAAUCGAUUUGCAAUAUAAAUACCUUAACAAGCUAGAACAAAAAAAAAUGUACAUAAAAAAUAUCCAGGAAAAAAUUAAUGAAAUUAAAAAACAAAAUAAUAAAAUUACCAACUAUAUUCAACAUAUAGAUCACUUAAUAAAAACUAAAAACUCAGAAAAAAUGCAAAUGCAGAAAAAGAUUGAUUUUUAUAGAGAACUAAAUAAUAAUAUAAUUUCUCAAAAAAAAAAUGACAAAAAUACCAACCAAAAUAAAAAUAAAAACAAUGACAAACUUAAUAAAAAUGAUGAAAAUGAUCAAGAUACUGAUUCAAAAAAAAUAAAACACCUAGAUCAAAUUAUAGAAUCUUUGCAAUCACAAAUUGAUAAGUUAUUAUUAGAUUUGUAG